ACCCAUUUGCUCUGCAGUGAGCACCUUCUCAAAUACGCCUGGCAAGUUUCAUUUCUCAAAAAGCCUCCACCCACAGAGCUUUAGCUCUGACUCACACACUCACAAGGGCUCAAUUCAAGAGAAGAUGGGUCUCUUGACGUUUUUCGCCGCAGCUGGUGCUGGAGCAGCCGGUGCAGUCGUUGCUGCUCCAGUUGUUCUGGGGACUGUGGGUUUCACCAGCGCCGGGAUCGCCGCAGGUUCUUACGCCGCAUCAAUGAUGUCAGCUGCCGCUGUGGCGAAUGGAGGGGGGGUCGCAGCUGGAACAAUGGUUCCAGUUCUACAAGCUGCUGGUGCGGCUGGAAUCCCAUUUGUGGGUCAGGCAGUUGUGGGCGCUAUAGGGGCCACUGUGGGCACAGUUUUGCGGUUCUUUUUUUGAGCUGACCAUGAGUCAGAAAUAUUCUGUUUCUGUUGAAUAUACAAAUAAAAUUUUCUUCAUUA
Megalobrama amblycephala (Wuchang bream) is the source of this 477-nucleotide messenger RNA. Its product is annotated as interferon alpha-inducible protein 27-like protein 2A. The record is from RefSeq and is a predicted model, not a curated record. Bases 125 to 415 code for a protein of 96 amino acids. Lineage: Eukaryota; Metazoa; Chordata; Actinopteri; Cypriniformes; Xenocyprididae. The transcript is spliced from 4 exons. Gene Ontology annotation, biological process: apoptotic signaling pathway. Gene Ontology annotation, cellular component: mitochondrion; membrane.